Synchiropus splendidus (mandarinfish) is the source of this 2911-nucleotide messenger RNA. RefSeq names its product plastin 3 (T isoform) (gene pls3). NCBI's taxonomy places the organism in Eukaryota, Metazoa, Chordata, Actinopteri, Syngnathiformes, Callionymidae. Bases 346 to 2250 code for a protein of 634 amino acids. The record is from RefSeq and is a predicted model, not a curated record. Gene Ontology annotation, molecular function: calcium ion binding; actin filament binding. The transcript has 16 exons. Gene Ontology annotation, cellular component: actin filament; cytoplasm; actin filament bundle. Gene Ontology annotation, biological process: actin filament network formation; actin filament bundle assembly.
AGAGCUUUUAACGUUCCUUUCUGGUGCAAAGCUACUUCAGCGUUAGACUAAAUGAGCGUCGGCCGCCUCAGAAGAGCGUGGACCUCCAGGGAGGCGGACUGAGUGGCAGUAGAAGAAGUCCCGGACAGGUUGUUGUCCUGGUGCGGAACAAAGGCGACGGUGUGACUUGGCUCCCGACGUACACCUCUGCGUCUGACGUCACCGACAGGGCGUGGCUAUCAUUCCAACUGCCGUCUACUUCUGGCUGGACGUGGAGGAGUCGGGACCGCCGUCUGACGCUGUCUGGAAACUCGGGAGCACCGACGCCGUGUCUCUUCAGCCCAACACCGCUCGAACCCCAGAAAAAUGACUGCCAAAAUCACGACAGAGGACUUCAACGAGGUGAAGGAAAUCUUCAACAAGAUUGAUCGGGACCGCGACGAAUACAUCUGUGAUUAUGAGCUCCAAGAGGCCCUCAAGGAAGCCGGCCACGACAUACCUGGAUACAAAGUGCGAGAGAUCAUCACCAAACUGGAUCGGAACAACGACAAUCGAAUCAGCUUUGACGAGUUUCUGGAAAUUGUCAAAAGCCUACGAGGAAGUGAGAUAGCCAAGACAUUCCGGACCGUUCUCAACAAAAAAGAGGGAAUCCUGGCUAUAGGAGGAACAUCGGAGCUGUCAAGUGAAGGAACACAACACUCAUUCUCAGAGGAGGAGAGAUUUGCAUUUGUGAACUGGAUCAACAUGGCUCUGGCAGCAGACCCUGACUGCCAACACGUGCUGCCCAUGGAUCCCAACAGUGACGACCUCUUCAACAAAGUGUGUGACGGGAUAGUGCUCUGCAAAAUGAUCAACCUGUCGGUGCCAGACACCAUCGAUGAGCGAGCCAUCACCAAGAAGAAGCUGUCGAAAUUCACCGCACAGGAGAACCUCAACUUGGCUCUGAAUUCAGCCUCUGCCAUUGGCUGCCACGUGGUGAACAUCGGCGCGACGGAUCUGCGGGAGGGCAAGCCUCACCUGGUCCUGGGUCUGCUGUGGCAGAUCAUCAAGAUCGGACUGUUCGCAGACAUCGAGCUGAGCAGGAACGAAGCUCUGGCGGCGCUGCUGAGAGACGGAGAAACACUGGAAGACUUGAUGAAACUGUCCCCUGAGGAACUUCUGCUCCGCUGGGUCAACUAUCACCUGGAAAACGCCAACUGGUCCAAGAUCAGCAACUUCAGCUCCGACAUCAAGGAUUCGAAAGCGUACUUUCACCUGCUGAAUCAGAUCUCGCCAAAAGGCACGGAGGAAGACCAGCCUCCCAUCCACAUCAAGAUGGAUGAAUUCAACGAGCGGGACGACAUGCGGAGGGCAGAGGCCAUGCUGCAGCAGGCGGACCGGCUCGGCUGCCGGCAGUUCGUCACCCCGAAGGACGUCGUCAACGGGAAUCCCAAACUCAACCUCGCCUUUGUGGCCAAUCUAUUCAACAAAUAUCCAAGUCUGACCAAACCCGAGGGAGACGACAUCGACUGGGGUCUGCUGGAGGAUGAAACUCGGGAAGAGAGGACGUUCCGAAACUGGAUGAACUCAUUGGGAGUCAACCCGCAUGUCAAUCAUCUCUAUGGAGACCUCAACGACGCACUGAUCAUCCUUCAGCUCUACGGAAAGAUCAAAGUCGACGUGGAGUGGGACAAGAAGGUCAACAUGCCCCCGUACCCUAAACUGGGAUCCAAGAUGAAAAAGCUGGAGAACUGCAACUACGCGGUGGAGCUGGGCAAACGCUCUAAUUUCUCGCUGGUUGGUAUCGGCGGCCAGGACCUGAACGACGGCAACCCGACCCUGACUCUGGCGCUGGUGUGGCAGCUGAUGAGAAGGUACACGCUACAGAUCUUAGAAGAUCUGGGAGACGGACAGAAGGUCAACGACAACUUCAUCGUCAAGUGGGUCAACCAGACGUUAGCGGAGGCAGGGAAGACGUCCAACAUUCAGAACUUUAAGGACAAGAACAUCAGCAGCAGCAUCGCAGUCCUGGACUUGAUAGAUGCCAUCGAGCCUAAGAGCAUCAACCAAGACCUGGUGAAAACGGGAGCCCUCUCUGAGUGCGACAAGCUGGAAAAUGCCAAAUACGCCAUCUCGAUGGCGAGGAAGAUCGGCGCGCGAGUCUACGCUCUGCCCGAGGACCUCGUGGAGGUGAAGCCCAAAAUGGUGAUGACGGUGUUUGCCUGCUUGAUGGGUCGAGGACUGAAUCGAAUCUCAAAGAAUCAGAGCUGCCAACAAGUGCUCACUAACUGAAGGAGUUCAUUAUCUUUGGAGGAAAUUUGAAGAAAAAAAUCCAAACAAAAACUCACAAGUGCUUACUGAAGAAUAUGAUGUAUUUAAACCGAAGGGAAGGUCCAUUUUUUAACAGCGCGUCUCCUUUGAUAUGCACUUGUAAGUACAAAAUCUCAUGUGCUCUUUGUUGUUGUUUUUCCAGCUGUCAUGUUGUUUACAUAUUUUUACGGCUAAAUUAUAGCUAAGCAACGGACAUUCCACCGUGCUAACCACCGAGAGCGACGCGUGACGAUGCAAACCAAAGGUGAAUGAGACGGAAGCAACAAGCUCUGGUAUUUAAUGAAGCGCGUCUUAGUAACUGAUAUCGACAUGUCUGUGUACAGAAGCCAUACGGUCAUCUGGCCACGCUGACCGCUUGUUUAGUCAUCUCCUGGCCGUGGGCUCGCAGGAGCUUAUUCCUGGAUGCUGGUUUGGGUUGGGUUCUUAUGUGUGUGUGUUGAUGAGGAGCAGGCUGACUGGACUCCGCUGUGCCUUCCUUCCGCAACAUGUGUAUUGUUACUUCUACUUAACCUGCUUUUGUAUUCAGAUAAACAGGUCGCUUCAUGACACGCGCUGACCAGGGCUGAAUUGUAUUCAGCCUCCAGUUCAUGGCAACAUGUGACAAUAAAUAUGGAUUUGUUAA